This is a messenger RNA of Trematosphaeria pertusa, 1158 nucleotides long. RefSeq lists its product as uncharacterized. The transcript is spliced from 3 exons. The record is from RefSeq and is a predicted model, not a curated record. Lineage: Eukaryota; Fungi; Ascomycota; Dothideomycetes; Pleosporales; Trematosphaeriaceae. Bases 1 to 1158 code for a protein of 385 amino acids.
AUGGGGAACCACGCGCUCAUCUACGGCGCGUCUGGAAUCUCGGGCUGGGCCAUCGUCAACGCUAUCCUGAACGGCUAUCCCUCAAAAGACGCCUUCUCCAAGGUUUCGGCGCUGGUGAAUAGGCCGCUGACGAGGGAAAUGGCGUUGUGGCCGGAUGAUCCAAGGCUGCAGAUUGUUUCUGGAAUCGAUCUGUUGAAGGGGAGCCAGGAGGAUCUCGAGAAGACCAUCAAGGAGAAGGUGCCGGAGGUAGACACAGUGACGCAGGUGUACUUCUAUUCAUACAAGCAAGACGACGAUAAUGACCGCGAAUGCAAAACCAACGAAGCAAUGCUCGAGCGCGCCGUAACCGCCAUCGAGCACCUCUCCUCCAAAUUGUCCUAUGUCGUGCUUCCCUCCGGCACCAAGAUCUACGGCUGCCAAAUGCUCGACAAGUUCCCCUUCUCCGGCGAUCUGCCUCUCAAGGAGACUCUUCCCCCGAUUCCCGAGCCAUACCUUUCCCAGCUCUUCUACUACAAUCAGAUCGACUGCCUGAAGCGGAUUUCCAAGGGAAAGAGCUGGAAGUGGUGCGAGGUCCGACCGGAUAACAUCAUCGGCUUCGUGCCGAACAAUAACGCAUACUGCCUUGCGCAAACGCUCGCUCUGUACCUCUCACUGUACAGGGCUGUGGAAGGCGAAGGCGCAAAAUGUCCCUUUCCUGGGACCGAGAAGUCGUGGGUGAACAAGUACAAUGAGUCGCCGCAAGACAUGGUGGCACAUUUCUCCAUCUACGCAUCGCUGCACCCUGAGAAGACCGCGUCGCAAAGCUUCAACGUAGGCGGCCAGGAGGACUGCUGGAAGGGCAAGUGGCCGAUUAUCUGCGACUACUUCGGCCUGAAGGGCACCGGACCGGAGGAGAACUCGCCGCAACCUGGCGCAUACAUUGCGCAGCAUAGGAAGGAGUGGGAUGAACUAGAGAAGAAACACAAUUUGAAGAAAGGCUCUGUGGACAGCGAUAUCACGCACCCUGGGUUCCAGUAUUACAUUAUGACGCUUUUCGAUUUCGAUCGACAGAUGAGUAUGGAGGCUUCGCACAAGGUGGGCUAUACGGAGGAGAUCCGGACGCCGGAGACGUGGAAAGUUGCUUUUGAUCGCAUGAGGCAGGCGAAGGUCAUCCCGUAG